This is a messenger RNA of Xenopus laevis (African clawed frog), 3439 nucleotides long. RefSeq names its product phosphatidylserine synthase 2 L homeolog (gene ptdss2.L). Gene Ontology annotation, cellular component: endoplasmic reticulum membrane. The record is from RefSeq and is marked provisional. NCBI's taxonomy places the organism in Eukaryota, Metazoa, Chordata, Amphibia, Anura, Pipidae. Gene Ontology annotation, molecular function: L-serine-phosphatidylethanolamine phosphatidyltransferase activity. Gene Ontology annotation, biological process: phosphatidylserine biosynthetic process.
CAUGGAUUAGACAAUGUAUUACUGACAGGCAGCCUCUGAUACUGCAUAAGAAAAGCCGCUGCAAGCAGGUUAUCUGAGGAGCCAGUUCAUGUGCGAGCAGGGAGAGGCUGUGGGGCUAUGCUGCGUUCCGACGGGAGGAGAGUCGCUACUGGGAGGAAGGCUUCCCUGGACGGACUGUACUGCGAGGAACAGGAGGCCCGGGGAAACAGGAGCCCGGCUAAUAAGUUCCUUCACAAAGGAGAGCUGCGGAGUAGCACAGAGUCUGAGGUGUUUGAUGAUGGCACCAACACGUUCUUCUGGAGAGCUCAUACAUUAACUGUAUUGUUUAUCCUCACGUGUUCGCUUGUAUACGUCACCUUGCUUGAAGAAACGCCUCAAGAUACCGCGUAUAAUGCGAAAAGAGGUAUUAUUGCCAGCAUUUUGGUUUUCCUGUGUUUUGGAGUUACCCAAGCUAAGGAUGGGCCGUUUUCAAGACCACAUCCAGCCUAUUGGAGAUUCUGGUUAUGUGUCAGCGUGGUGUAUGAGCUUUUCCUCAUCUUUAUUCUUUUCCAGACUGUCCAUGAUGGGCGGCAGUUUAUGAGGUUUAUAGAUCCCAAAUUGGGUGUCCCGCUGCCUGAAAGAGAUUAUGGUGGGAACUGUCUCAUUUAUGACCCUGGUAACAAAACGGAUCCUUAUCACAAUCUCUGGGAUAAAAUGGACGGCUUUGUUCCUGCGCAUUUUCUUGGCUGGUAUAUAAAAACACUAAUGAUAAGAGAUUGGUGGAUGUGCAUGAUCAUCAGUGUGACGUUUGAAUUCUUGGAGUACAGCUUGGAACACCAGCUGCCAAACUUCAGUGAAUGCUGGUGGGAUCACUGGAUAAUGGAUGUGUUGGUAUGUAAUGGAUUUGGAAUUUAUUGUGGAAUGAAGACCUUGGAGUGGCUGUCCAUGAAACCCUACAAGUGGCAGGGACUUUGGAACAUUCCUACUUACAGGGGUAAAAUGAAGAGAAUCGCCUUUCAGUUCACCCCUUAUAGUUGGGUAAAGUUUGAGUGGAAUCCUGCUUCAAGUCUGCAUCGCUGGCUCGCAGUUUGUGGAAUUAUAUUUGUAUUUUUAUUGGCAGAGCUCAAUACAUUUUACCUGAAAUUUGUCCUGUGGAUGCCGCCAGAACACUACCUGGUCCUGUUGCGCCUUGUCUUUUUUGUGAAUGUGGGAGGCGUGGCCAUACGAGAGAUGUACGACUUUAUGGAUGACUUGAAAUUUCAUAAAAAGCUGGGUCAGCAGGCGUGGAUGGUGGCUGCUAUAACAGUGACAGAGUUUCUCAUUGUUGUAAAAUACGACCCCUACACCAUAAUGUUGCCUUUGCCGUUUUAUGUCACGCAAUGUUGGAUUGUGGGUAUCGUUCUUGUUCUUACAUGGACAGUGUGGCGUUUCUUUAUUAGGGACAUCACACUGCGAUACAAAGAAAUCCGACAGCAAAAACAGCACAAGAACCAAGAGGAAAAAUCCCACGGCAACGGGGAAGUGAAGUCCGAAAAGGACGCGAACAAACACAAAAAGCUCUGAAACAAAAUUCUGCCUCUGCACCCAGCUCCAUGUUGCUGAACAAGAAUUGUACUUUUUAUAUUUUAAUGGAUACUUCUGCUAUUUAAUAACGAUACUUCUGCUAUUUAAUAACGAAACACCUAAACCUCAUUUGGUUUUUUUUCUUGUGGAAUAUAAACCGGAGCUUGAAGAGAUCAAUUCUUCUGAUUGCUCAAGGCAGCACAUAUGUAUUUUCCAAUUUGGGAGUCUUUCUUUUUCUUAUUUAAAGAAGAAUAUUUGCUGGUUUUCAUGUAGCAAGUGUUCUCAGUCUGUAACCCGUGGGAGUUAUGUAUAUUUGUUAGAUAUUUCCAGAAUUCCGUUUAAGGGUUUUAUUAAAAUAUUUCUGCAGAUUCUUUUGCUAAUCUUUUUCAGAAUUUUCAGUGUAAAAUCCAGUCCACUCAGGCCACUUACAGAUCCGGAAUUGAACUUGCAAGUGUUGGGACUUAUUUGGUAAAGUCCAAUUAACUCUUCCAUGUGCUCUUGCGGUUUAGUUUCUUUCGGAGAGGUUUGGUUGCAUUGUACCUUUGCUGGUUCAUGGCAUGACAACUAGUAAUUCACUCAUUCACAACUUUAAACCAGCAAACUACCUGUCAUAAUCCAUAUUCCAGAAGUAGCCUGCUUCUGUACAUUGAAAACAUAUUGCUUAAAGGAGAACUAAACCCUAAAAAAUGAAUAUGCCUAUAAAUGCCAUAUUUUAUAUGCUAAACGUAUUGAAGCAGCCUAAAGUUUCAGCAUCUUUAUAGUGGUUGUGAUCUAGGACUUGGAUUUUGUUAGAAGUGUCCGACACUCACAUGCUCAGUGGGCUAAACUAAGCUUAGGGGUCGUCACAAAUUAUCAAGCAGAAAAUGCGGUUGGUCUGUAAUAUAAGCUGAUGCUACAGGGCUGAUUAUUAAAUUCUGAUGCUUAAUUUGCUGGUUUCUGAGCUGCUAUGUAGUAAUUAACAACCGCCGCUGGUUUUAUAGAUUGUAUCUUGCGUGUUGGUCCUUGAGCUCAGUGAGUGACAGGAGCACAGAGCAUGUGCAGUGAAUCAGCAGAAAAGAAGAUGGGCAGCUAAAGGGCUGUGGUUGCCUUUUGCUUCAGGGCAGAACUAUAUUGGCGAUUUACAUGCGUUCCAACGCAAGGUGACGAAACGCUGGCGUUGUCGGAUGCGCCGAAAAUAAGGUAAGUUAUAGAAAUGUCGGGUGUUGCCGCAGCAUUCGUCUGACAUGACUGUCGGAUGAAGACGCAACAUACAGCGUCUGCAUCCGACAGUUGUUGUGACGGAUGCACCGUGCGGCAACACCCGAUAUUUUCAGUGAAUCCAACUUGAUGCCAGUGUUGGAAAUCAUGUAAAUCGCCCAUCUAUUUCUGCCCUUACAGAAGCCCUAAAUACAAUGCACAACGUUUCUAGCUACUUUUUUAGUUAGGCUUAAGUUCUCCUUUAAACACGGGAUCAUUUAUAAACACUGCAAAUUUGCCUCUGGGCAAUAACCCAUGGCAACCAAUCAGAUGUUUGCUUUCAGCGUUCACCCUGCAGCUGGCUAAAAAUGCUAAUCACUGGUUGCUAUGGGUCACUGACCAGGUACAAAAUUGCCCAGUCAUUUUAAAUGGUGUAAUACAUGUGAUCCUACAUGUACAGUCGUCAUUCCAACUGGAACUGUAUAUCCUACAUAUGGAAACACAAGGCUGCAAACUAGACCUCUAAAUUCAUUGGCCAUGUCCUCCAUUCUAAGGGCUCGGCCCUGGUUACUGGCAAAGAGCAACUGGAUUUUACACAGUGUCUUUUGUAGUGUAGUUCAACUACUUCCUUUGAAACUGAGAAGUGUUUUGAGUACUGUAUGUUAACUGUAGUGCAUUUUGUAUUUGAACAAUAUCCAGAUCAGAACGGCUCAAAAAAAAA